Molecule: messenger RNA, 384 nt
Organism: Didymodactylos carnosus
Lineage: Eukaryota; Metazoa; Rotifera; Eurotatoria; Philodinida; Philodinidae
Source: the annotation of a GenBank genome assembly
AUGGCUAGUUUACGAAAAGAUUUUCUAAUAUUGGAUCCAAGUGAUCAACUAAGUAUAGUACAACAAAUAAUAAAAGAAUUAAAACAUGAUUCAACAGCAAAACAUUCAAAAGCAACCAGUGAUCAUGAAGAACAUGUUGUCCAACAUAAGAAACGUGCUAAUACAGAUGAUUAUGAGCUAAUGGAUGAUGAAAAACCAAAAUCAAUUGUCGGUUAUAUUAAUCGGUGUAAAGAUGAUGGUAAACGGGCAUCAGCCAUUAAUACACGCGAUAUAACCAAUCUACAAGAAAAAUUCAAACAUAAAAUUUAUUUUUUAUAUGAAAAUAAAUGUAAAUUGGAACAUAAAGUUGAUUUUGGUGAAUUGUUAUUAAAAAUGAAAGGUUGA